Molecule: messenger RNA, 3449 nt
Organism: Acipenser ruthenus (sterlet)
Lineage: Eukaryota; Metazoa; Chordata; Actinopteri; Acipenseriformes; Acipenseridae
Product: little elongation complex subunit 1-like
Exons: 5
Coding region: 3030-3449 (139 amino acids)
Source: RefSeq, a predicted model, not a curated record
UUAGCUUAUUUGUUUUUAAGAUACUGACUGUCUCAUUUGAACCGAAUACUGUUUUGUUUUUAGCCGUAUUUUUAUUUUCAUUGGCAGACGCGCUCUGGAUGCAAGCACAGUGCUGAUAUGUCAUUUCCUAAAAUUAUAUUAAGCGAGAUUUUGGGUAAAUAUAGAAAGAAAAAAGGGAGUGUAUAUUUGAGCACUAGUACAACGAGACUGUACGGAAUUAACAUGAAUGGACUAUAGAAUAGUCUUUUUUGUAACAAUUUAAUUGGUUUAAAAGCAAACAAGAUUAUCCAUAAACUAAUGUUAACAGAAAAUAAAUAUAAAAAGAGAAUUUCGACAAAAGCUGCCGGGAAGCACUGUCGCUGCUGAUUGCUUGUUUCUACGCGCUUUGAAAAGGGAGUCUCCUCUUCCAGAAUAUCACUUACAAUGUGCGCCAUCAAAAAUAAAAAUAAAGUUUCUAAAGAAGAUGAUUUCAGCAAGCUAAAACACCACACGAACACUUGUCAUGUGACACUUUCUAUAUUGGCUUGCUAGCUCGCAAUUGGCUGCUGGUCCGCGGCGGUGCAGCACUGAGCGCUGGUUUAACAUGUUACAGGUGUUAUACACCAGUGCCAGUAGGCACUGAGCGCUUUUCACCUCCAGCGACAGUGUGUCACUGACGCUGGCAUGCGUAUCGGGUGCUCUGUGCUGCUGAGGUAAAGGUGACCGACAUAUUCAGUGGUGAGGCAGGCCCUAUACUUGUUUUUCAGUGAACAGAGUUAGGUAGAUGAAAACGGCAUGGGUGUUUUCAAUGCGGCAGAUGAUAGCUCUGGGUAGUCUUGAUGCAAAGAAAUCCAAAAGUUAGCAAGAUUGUUGAGAAAAUCUGAGCUUCAAUGUCUUGUCACAGAAAGAUCCACCAAUGCUAUUUCUGUUGCAAGUGGCAAAUUAACACUUUGGUUUUAACACAGUCAUUUCUGCAAUAAAAGGAUUUCUAAUCCACCCUCUGCUUUCUGAUCCUUUCCAGGGUUGUCCAGCGGCCCAGAUAAGCUGCGUACCUGCAGUUUUUACGUGUUAAAUAAUCCUAAAUAUGCACUAAAUUUAAAUUUAAUGCGUAUAAUUUUGCUGCACUGCUUGUCUGCCUCCCCGAAAACUUCCACUAACUGUACACAAGAAAAAACAGCAGAACAAACAUUAUCCAGUCUCUGUUUAGCCCUGUUGCCUUUGCAGCCAGUCACAGUAAGAAUAAGAGAAAUUUGAAGCUAUAACACAGGUUGAACUGUAAACACCCCAGUCCAUUUAUUUAUUUUAAAAAAGCAUCAGAAUAAUAUUCUACUCACAGUUCAUCAUUGGAUUUAAUGUAGCAUCAGGUCUGUUCUGCUGCACACAUCUCGCUUUCCUAUUGUCUCCAGAUAUUUAAAAAAAAUCCAAACACCGCUCUUUUGAGACUUAUUUACUGCAGGAUGAUUGUACACUACACAGCACUGGGAAAAUGACUGUCUCCGUGUUCUUGCGUCAUUAGUAAGCAUGCCUGACCAAAUAUUAAAUUCAGUGCUGGAAGAAGUUCAAGCGUGAAUAUCGGUGUACAUUAUCGGCUAAAAUAACAAAAACUGCCGAUAGCCGAUUGUGUUUUUUUUCCUAAUCGGUGCCAUGUCGAUAGACUACUGAGUAUCAGUGAACCCUUAGUUGUAAGUCAUUCUUUUGCAAGGCACUGUCAUCCAAAAAGUCAUCCAGUGCAGAACAUGUUUCCAAACUGCCAUGGUUCACAUGAGAAUACCACAAGGACAGCUUCUUGAUCCAGCUUUUGAUUUUGUCAGUGAGAGAAAAAAAAUUUUUAAGAAUAUUUAAGUGAUCAAAGAUAUCUGCCAGGUAGGCUAGCAAAGCAAGCCAUUUAGCAUGUACAAACUUUUCAGCCAGUGGAGAUUCAUUGUCAGAAAGUGAAAUUCUCACUUUCUCUCUGAGCUCCAACAAAUUAUCUGAGGACCAUACUUCGAGACAGCCAGCUAAUUUGUGUGGUAAAGUAGCUGGCGAUGCUCUGCUUCCAUCUCAUCACAUAAAACUCCAAAUAGGCGUGCAUUUGUUGGACAACUCUUGAUGAAGUUGAUAAUGUGAACAGCUUUGAGAACUUUUGCAACAAGGGCAACAGCCUGCACUCUGACUCACCUGCUGUUUUUUCCAGUUAUUGCACGAGCACUGUCACCCUCACAGCACAGCGAUUCCAAACCAGCAUGGAAGACAAAACCAUGCAAAACAGCGAAGAGCUGUUCCCCUGUAGAACAUUGAAGUAAUGGCUGGCAGAACAGAAAUUCCUCUUCGAGAUUUCCAUCAUUCUCAGAUCUAAUGUAGGUCAGCAUCUGAGCAACACUUGUAGACAUCAACAGCCACACUGUGUGACUACACCUGGUAAGAGUGUCAUUAGACAGAGGAAUCAAAUCUAGUUGACUGGUUGCAUUUUCCCCCAACAUAAUGGAGACCAUUUGCUUGGUGUAUAAAAGAAAAAAAAGGUUUUGGCCUACUCGGAACCAUCCCAUUUAAAACCAAACUCCAAAUACUUUGGAUCAGAUUUUCGGCUUCUUGGUUUUUUACUGCUGCUCGGAACCUCGCUAUCUGCACUUAUUCUGCUUGCAGUGCAACUCGACUCCCCUUACUGCCAUUUCCACCACUUUUCUUCAGAAAAUGCUUCAUUUUUAAAUGUUUAUUGGCGGUAAGUUUCUAUUACAGCAAUUUUUUGAACUCCCUUCCACUUUAGCAUCUACUUGUGAGAAUUCUACUGAUACUCGCAUGCAAGAGAAGGAAAAAAAUGAAUUGGUUGCUAGGUAACCAGUUCAGGCAGGUAUAAAGACUCAUUGUGAGUAAAAUCAGCAAUGUACCAAUAAAAAAAAAAGUAGCUUACCUGUUAAAUGAAAUAGGUGGUAGAAUGAACCUGUUAAAUUAUACAAAGUGACAUCCCUUUUAAAAGUGCACAUUUACCCCAUUGAAUGGCACUUGCGACCCACUUUUGGGUCACAACCCACAGUUUGAAAACCACUGCAUUAUAAUAUUGACUUUCUAUUUUCAUGUCAUUUCAGAAUUUAAACGAAUAUGUAGCUGCAGUACUAGCACUGAAGCAAAAGAUAAUUGACACAGAGGAGUCCAGCACACUCCAUCAUCAACUGGAUGAACUUCUCUUGAAAUGUACUCCACUUGAGAAACAAAUUGAGGAAAUAGAGGCCAUGAAAUCUGAGCUGGAAGAAAAAAGGGCUAAGAGCUCCAUAAAGAUGUACCAACAGACAUAUCUGGAAAUUGAAAGCCUAAAACAGGAGAAUAAUGAAACUGAGGCUGUGAAUAAGAAGCUUGAAGCGCAAGUGAAAAAGCUUGAAGAAACAACAACCAAGCAGAGCCAAGAGAUCAAACAGUUAAAAACUGAGAAAAAUACAUUGGAGAAAGAUUUGAAGAGGACAGAAAUAAGCUCUUUAGUUGUCAAAUCAAUCAAAUAA